AUGAAUCAAGCAGUAAAAGAAUCAAUUACAAAGUCAUUGCAAUCAUCUACAGCUGAUGUUCCACCAUCCGCUCAUUCACCAACCAAUACUCAUCAUGGUGAUUCUUUGGAUGUUGAACAUUUACAUUUAGAUGAUCAUAUUACCAAUACAACCAACAUUUUCCAUAAUCCACCAGUACCAGUAUUAUACGAACAAGCAUUGGCUUUUGAAACUGGAUCUGCUAUUACUAGUACCGGUGCUUUGAUCACCCGUUCCGGUGCAAAGACUGGUCGUUGUCCAAAGGACAAGCGUAUUGUGCAAGAGUCAAGCUCCGAGGGUGACAUUUGGUGGGGUCCAGUCAACAUUCCACUCGACGAUCUAUCGUUUAUGAUCAAUCGUGAACGUGCUAUCGAUUACCUCAACACGCAAGACAAGUUGUUUGUCAUUGAUGGUUUUGCCGGUUGGGAUCCCAAGUACCGUAUCAAGGUGCGUGUCAUUUGUGCACGUGCCUACCACGCUCUCUUUAUGAACAACAUGUUGAUUCGUCCAACCAAGGAAGAACUCAAGGAUUUUGGUGAACCAGAUUACACCAUCUACAAUGCCGGUCAAUUCCCCGCUAAUCGUUUUACAAAGGGUAUGAGUAGUGCUACCUCUGUUUCAAUUGAUUUUGCCAAGAGAGAGAUGAUUAUUUUAGGAACACAAUAUGCUGGAGAGAUGAAAAAGGGAGUUUUAACCAUUAUGAUGUAUUUGAUGCCAAAGCGUGGAGUACUUCCAUUGCAUAGUUCAUGUAAUGAGGGUAAAAAGGGAGACGUUACUUUGUUCUUUGGUUUGUCUGGCACGGGCAAGACUACGUUGUCUGCCGAUCCCCAACGUUAUUUGAUUGGUGACGAUGAGCAUGUGUGGACCGACGAGGGGUACACUGCCAAGGUCGCCGGCACAGAGGUCGGUGUCACCGAGCCAACCGCCGCCUUCUCAUCGUGCUACGGUGAGCCAUUCAUCGUAUGGCAUCCAACCAAGUACGCCGAGAUGCUUGCCGAAAAGUUGCGUACCCACCAAGCCACCGCAUGGCUCGUCAACACUGGCUGGACCGGUGGCAGCUACGGCAUUGGCUCGCGUAUCCGUCUCGCAUACACCCGUGCCAUCAUCGACGCCAUCCACAGCGGCGAGCUCGCCAAGCAAGCCACCACCAAGAUGGACGUCUUUGGUCUCCACGUCCCCAACGCAUGUCCCAACGUUCCCAGCGACAUCCUCAUGCCAUCAUCCACCUGGGUCGACAAGUCCAAGUACCAAGCCACCGUCACCAAGUUGGCCACCCUCUUUAUCGAAAACUUUAAAAAUAGUCGUCGUGAUGGGUUAGAAUUGACAAAUAAUUAA
Messenger RNA from Cavenderia fasciculata, 1353 nucleotides. It is a transcript of the gene pckA, whose product is annotated as phosphoenolpyruvate carboxykinase. Gene Ontology annotation, molecular function: ATP binding; phosphoenolpyruvate carboxykinase (ATP) activity. Gene Ontology annotation, biological process: gluconeogenesis. Bases 1 to 1353 code for a protein of 450 amino acids. Gene Ontology annotation, cellular component: cytosol. The transcript is spliced from 6 exons. NCBI's taxonomy places the organism in Eukaryota, Evosea, Eumycetozoa, Acytosteliales, Cavenderiaceae. The record is from RefSeq and is a predicted model, not a curated record.